AUGAGUGGGAGGCGGAUAGUAUACGGUCAAGCGUGUACGAGGUGUAAGUACGGAUGUAAAUACAUAGAGGUUUGUAACUGCUGUCCGUGGUGUUGUGAAGAGUGUAAUAAAAGCACUUAUGAGAGUUGCGAUAUAUGUUACAUAGAUUUUCACUACAAGUUUCAAGUUAAAAAGGAUUGCCAUUAUAAAGGAUGUAAUUCCCAAACAAUUACGUGUACCAACCCCAAGUGUCAAUGUACAUGUUGCAAAGCGAAAUGUGCACGUGGAGAAAUUCCCACCUGCAGUCUUCCCCCUCCCCCGCCUCCCCUUCCUUCCCCCGGUGCUGAGCCUGAGUACGCCAGUCAAAAGCUUUCCUCUCCUCCCGACGCUCUCAAGCAAGAGACCGAUGCUCCACCAUCCCCCCCUCCCUAUACCACCAUCGCCGCCGUCAUCGUUGCCAUCAUCGUCGCCAUCAUCCUGCUCGACCUGUGCAUCUUCCGCUUUCCGGUGGGCCGCAACAUCCGCGAUUUCCUCGUCCGCAAGAUACCCCUCUGCAUCGCGUUCUACAGCUAA
Babesia bigemina is the source of this 552-nucleotide messenger RNA. RefSeq lists its product as hypothetical. The coding region runs from base 1 to 552 and encodes 183 amino acids. The transcript has a single exon. The record is from RefSeq and is a predicted model, not a curated record. NCBI's taxonomy places the organism in Eukaryota, Apicomplexa, Aconoidasida, Piroplasmida, Babesiidae.